Ctenocephalides felis (cat flea) is the source of this 3387-nucleotide messenger RNA. RefSeq names its product mucin-2-like. Gene Ontology annotation, biological process: proteolysis. NCBI's taxonomy places the organism in Eukaryota, Metazoa, Arthropoda, Insecta, Siphonaptera, Pulicidae. The record is from RefSeq and is a predicted model, not a curated record. Gene Ontology annotation, molecular function: serine-type endopeptidase activity.
AUGUCUGGUUUCUUAAAUUAUGUAGUGGACAGGUAUAUUCCAAUUAUACCUUUGUGGUCAGGUCUAAUGUUAGAUAAUGACAGAAAACAUUUGUAUUCAAAUGCUGCUGUCGAAUCAUUUUUCAAUACAUUAAAUAACAAUAUCUGCCAUCGUGAAGAAUAUGUGAAAGCAGGACAUUCCGUGGAGAAAUUGAGAGAAGGGCGCAAACUUUUCGGCGGCUACAGGAUAACGCCCCGAAUCUGCAAGCCCACGAGGACGAUUCACAUGCCGAUCAGCGAACGAGGAGCGACGAUAUGCAUGUUCAACCACGAGUGCGCGAGGCGCGGCGGCGAGGUGGUGGGCGCCUGCAUGGAUGGCUUUCUUUUUGGUGCCUGCUGUCAACUUCCAGCUGUCGAGGUGCCGACCCUGGUAUCGUCCGAACCUGUCGUUAUGGACAUAUCAAAUAGUCACGAUUUUAGCGAUAUGUUUGCCCAUGCUGGUGUCGGUUCUUCCAGCAAUGGCAUAUCUGCUCUCGAUCACUUCAACAAAUACGGUGGCAGUAGCGGAGGGCACAGUUCCACCCGCAAACCCUCUCCCUCUCCUGAUUAUUCUGGUUCAUCCGAAUAUACUGAUGAGUUACCGAGUAGAAUACCAGUGUUUUCUAAUACUGAAAAGUAUCACGAUUUUUCGGGUAGCGGUGUUUUAAGUAACUCUAUAUACGAAACUGAAUCUCCUGAACAUUAUAAUUAUAGCAGUAUUACUCAUGAUGAUGCUGAUACGGUUCUUGUACAUUUGAAUGGAUCCAAAGUAACAGAUGUCGCUAGGCCGAGUGACUUCAGUUCUGAAUCGGUAACAGCAAGCACGGGCACAGGCUACUAUAAAGAUAAAUUUGAUUCAACGUUAAUGCCUUUAUCACCUGAAGAACUAGCACAAAAACCAAUAUAUUUACGGCCCAUGUUCCGGCCGAAGCCAACACGAAGACCGCCAUCUGACAAUGAUAAAUAUGUACUUGUACAUACUGUGAGUAAUCAAAAGCCGGCUACUCAAAGACCGGAGAAUAAUAAAACUCCUGAAAUUGAAUCCAUCGAGUCCAUCAUAAUGAUGUUGAAUGAUUCCAAACCGGAAUAUACUGGUCAUACUGAUGUCAUGGGGCAUAGACAUCCAAGUACUAAACCAUCACAUUAUGGACAAUCGACCACAAAAUCACCACCAUCGAUAUCCUAUGUAUACAGCCCAACAGUAAAAAGACCGGGAUAUGAACCUAAUCAUAAAAUUACGCAUGGGCAAGGUAUAUCAUCGCACACUACAAGUGCUAAACCGCCAUCAACAAGUUAUGUGUAUAGCCCCACGCCGACAAAAUAUAUUCCUAAUAAGUUGGGAGUUGAUUCAAAAACUACCGAAUCAUACGGAAAUGCAAUAAAAACUCCAUCGACGAGUUAUGUCUAUAGUGCUACACCUACUAAGCGGCCCCCUUCCAAUUCUCACUAUUCUAUUUCGCCAACUAAGAGUCCAAGUAAUUAUAACUAUAGUCCUACUCCAACCGUAAUCAUUUUAGAUGUGCCCAACGGUAAUGGUAAUGUUAACAAAAUAUCAAAUCCAGGUGAUAAUACUGAAUAUUACACGCCAACACAAACUAUUAAUUUUAGACCAAGUGCAGGUGGUGUUGUGCAUAAUUCACCCACAAUAACUAUCAGUCAUCAUGUGUCUGCAUCGCAUGGAAUUCAAGUACUUAAUAAUGGAGCUACUGAGAGGCCUGCACCAACGAUACUUAUUACACCAAAACCAACCACUAAUAUUGUAACAGCUAGCAGUUGGUCGAAUCGGCCCGGUGUAAAUCGACCUACUAUAAUCAAUAAAGUUACAUUAGGCGCAACAACGCACUUACCUAUGUCUACAUUUGGUUUGGCUACGAGUACUAGACCACCAUCGACGUCGUAUGUGUAUAGUCCGUCGAUCACAAAGCGCCCUGGUUCAACGACUCCUAGUUCCACAGUAGGGUAUGGUUCUCUAUAUGUUCCACCAAAAGAUGAUUAUGAUCAACAAACAUCACAAGAUGAUUUGAUAAAUUUUCCUCCAGUACGGAAUCCUAAUUUAAAUACGUCUAUAAUGCAUUUAGCAAAUUAUAAUAAUAAAAAGAAUGGAACACUUUUAGAUUAUGAUGAUAUUGAAAUAUCAACACCAAGCUUUAUCGAAGAUGGUAUAUUAGAUGAUAAAAUAGAUUUAUUUGUUAAUAAGAUAGUAGAGUCGUUGCAGGGAAAUUUUCAAGGAUUGACAGAUGUUGUUUACAACAAUAAAAAUGCAAGCCAAGUACUUGCUGCUAAUACGCCAGCAAGGCCUCAAAGGCCUGCAGAUACGCCGGUAACGAGGCCAACGCGGCGUCCUACAACGACUACUACAACCCGAAAACCGCCCACACGAAGGCCAAGUACUCCGACUAGAAGGCCUUCGACGACUGUCGCCCCUAGCAGGCGCACAACAACGACUAAAAGGCCAGUUACGACAACAAAACGGCCGCUACGUGCCACCACAACCCCAACAACUAAAAAACCGAUUACAACGAGAAAGCCUAAGCCCACCACCCAGAAAGUGAAACCCGCAGAUACAACAAUUACGACGAAAAGACCACAGAGGGUAAAAUGCGGCAUUCGACCACUAAUAAAAACAGCUCGAAUCGUUGGUGGAAAAGGUGCACAAUUCGGACAAUUUCCUUGGCAAGUUUUAGUACGAGAAUCAACGUGGCUCGGAUUGUUUACUAAAAAUAAAUGCGGUGGAGUGCUCAUCACAAAUAAAUUUGUAAUGACAGCAGCGCAUUGUCAACCCGGAUUCUUGGCUUCGCUUGUUGCUGUGUUUGGCGAAUUCGAUAUAUCUGGCGAUUUGGAAUCGAAGAGAUCUGUAACUAAAAACGUUAAGCGUGUAAUUGUUCAUCGACAAUAUGAUGCAGCAACAUUUGAAAAUGAUUUGGCCCUUUUAGAGUUAGAAAGUCCUGUGCAUUUCGAUAGUCAUAUAGUUCCUAUCUGUAUGCCUCCUGAUGGAGCUGAUUUUACGGGAAGGAUGGCAACAGUAACUGGAUGGGGUAGGCUGAAAUACCAAGGUGGUGUGCCAUCUGUCCUUCAGGAAGUACAGGUACCAGUGAUCGAAAACAGCGUUUGCCAGGAGAUGUUCCAUACAGCUGGCCAUUCGAAGAAAAUCUUGGAGUCAUUCCUGUGUGCCGGUUAUGCGAACGGGCAAAAGGAUUCUUGUGAAGGUGACAGUGGAGGGCCGCUGGUUCUUCAGCGGCCAGAUGGAAGGUGGCAACUUGCUGGUACUGUGUCUCAUGGUAUCAAAUGUGCGGCGCCAUAUCUGCCUGGUGUUUAUAUGAGGACGACGUACUACAAGCCCUGGCUGCAGAGCGUCACCGGCGUUCACUAA